AUGCCGGUCGGCCAAAACAACAACGCGGCAAGCAGCAUGCGGCAGGGGCAACUUGGCCUGGGUGGAGACAACACACAGAGAAAAAGAGCAGCACGACAAGCAGCGGCAGGCCUAGGCGCUAGGCAGCAGAGGAUGAUCUGGCCAAGAUCGGCGGCGAGCAGGGUACUGGUGGGUCAUCAAUUCGUCUCCGAACUCUCCGGCUUGGAGAAGACUAGAAUGCAAGGGGAACAGAGCGAGACCGUCAAGUACAGGAUAUUUGCUGGUACAUGGAACGUUGGCGGCAUGGCGCCGCCUGAUGAUCUUAGCUUGGAAGAUUGGAUGGACACCAAGACCGACUCCUACGACAUCUAUGUUCUUGGGUUCCAGGAGAUGGUGCCACUGAACGCGAGGAGCGUGCUUGGCCCGAAACAGAGGCGGGCAGCCAUGAAGUGGCAGCUGCUCAUCGGUGACGCAUUGAACAACAGGAGGCAUGGAGAUGGAGCUGCAGCAAUGCACGAUCAAGGAGGACAGGGCGGCUUGUUCAGGUGCCUCAUGAGCAAGCAGAUGGUCGGCAUCUUCGUGUCGGUGUGGACAAGGAGCAACCUCCGCCGGCACGUCCGCCACCCUGGCGUCUCCAGCGUCGGCGCCGGCGUCCUCGGCCGGCUCGGCAACAAGGGCGCGGUGUCCGUCCGGUUCUUGCUUCACGGCACGAGCUUCUGCUUCGUCUGCUGCCACCUGGCCUCAGGCGGCGAGGACGGCAACGCGCUACGCCGGAACGCUGACGCCGCGGGCAUCCUCUCCAGGACCAGCUUCGUCCGCUCCGGCGGCGCGCCGGCAGCACCGGAUGAGCUGCCCAAGAAGAUUCUUGGCCAUGACAGCGUGGUGUUGUUCGGGGACCUCAACUACCGGAUCUCCAUGGACGACGACGACGAGGCACGGCAGCUGGUGCGGGCCAGGAAAUGGAGCAUGCUGCUGGAGAACGACGAGCUGCUGCUGGAGCUCUCCAAGGGCCGUCAGUUCGAUGGUUGGCACGAGGGCCACGUCACCUUCGCCCCGACCUACAAGUAUCGCCGCAACUCCGACCAGUUCUACUGGUGCGCUGUCGACGGCGUCGCCACCGGCCGGCCGGAGAAGCAGCACCGCCACCGCGCGCCGGCAUGGUGCGACCGGAUCCUGUGGCGCGGGAAGGGGAUGAAGCAGGUCCGGUACGAGCGCUGCGGUGGCUACCGGCUCUCCGAUCACCGCCCGGUGAGGGCCGUGUUCCACGUCGUGUGCGAACUGGCGGAAGGCGUGGAUGGUUAA
This is a messenger RNA of Miscanthus lutarioriparius, 1281 nucleotides long. NCBI's taxonomy places the organism in Eukaryota, Viridiplantae, Streptophyta, Magnoliopsida, Poales, Poaceae. The record is from the annotation of a GenBank genome assembly.